GAGUCACAACGUCUCACGCGCGUUGUGACCUUUGGGUACUUCCUCUCACACGCGGCCUUUCACCUCUAUAAAUAGAGGGGGGGCAAACCCUUUUUUGAGGUUGCUUGCCCUUCUUUUCUUCGCGCGUUUUUCUCUCCGGUGGUGGUUCUUCUUCUCCGUUCUGGAUUUACGGCGGUUGACGGUGGUUUUAUCCCUGUUUUAGUGGGUGAAGUGGUGUGAGCCUUAGGUACGCGUAUUUAUCCAUUAUUCUUAGUGAUUUUUCUUGCAAACCUUUUGCCUUAGGUUAAUCUAAGUUCAUAUUUGUUAUGGCUGUUGUGGGAUAUGGGGAGUUGUACAAAUGGGUUAAAGAUGAUGCCUUAAAAAGUGAGUCUUUGAUAAAUUCGUGGGAAGCUAUGGAUAGUUUUUGCCGGGACCAUGUAGUUUGUAGUGACGGGGAGGAGGUAGUUGUGUGUGAACCUUGCGUUGAUAGGGAGCCGGUGUGUCUUAGGUCGUCCUCAACAGAGAAAUUCACCUUUUGCUAUUCUACCCUCAUUUCUAAGAUUAGGGUGAGAUGGCCCCUUACCGAGUGUGAAAAGGGAGUACUUCAGUCCUUAGGUGUCGCUCCGACCCAAUUGCACCCCAAUAGCUGGGCCUUUGUGCGAGGUUUCGAAAUCUUGUGUUCUGGUCUCGGAAUAAUCCCGACCUCAGACAAGUUUUUCUAUUUCUUUGAAAGUAGGGUUAGUAAACGUACUAGCUGGGUAUCCGUUAGUGGGGUUUCGGGUCGUGGUUUGUUGUCCUUAUUUCAGUCGUCUUAUAAGGAUUUCAAAAAAUCAUAUUUCCGAGUACGUAGCUUACCGGGUCACGAAGAUGUGUUAGAGGGAUUUCCUUUGUAUUGGAACCAAAAAACGAUAGCAUUCGGUGGUCUAGAUCCCGAGAAGCUAUCCGAGAGCGAUCGGGUCGACGUUAAGAAAAUUGAAGAUUUGAAAACAUUUUUCAAUACGGGGAAACUCCUAGACCUAGAGAGUAGGCCUCAGGAAUUGAAAAUUCACAUAGCAAAAAUGGCUAGUAUGAGCAAUCGGGAGAUGAUGAAACUGUGGAAACAGCAACAAGCUUCCAAGGCUGCAGGGAAGGGUGAGUCGGUAACCGAGAAGGUGAUGGAAACCGACAGCCCAGUAGGGAAAUCGAGAACUGCUGGCGAGAACCCGCAAAAACGUCGCCGCGAAACCGAUAAGCCCGUAUCGGUAGUUAACUUAGAAACAAUUGUGGCCACGGAGACGGAUAAGGGCGACACGGAAGUUCAGUCUACUGAGAGGACCGUGAGUGCCUGUCUUGGCGAGAAUUGGGAGCCGGUCGACCAUGGUGCCGGUCGUAGCCCCUUGCCUUCGUUCUGGGAUGAGAAAUUCAACCACAGCGCGCACCUGCGCAACACCGACUGGUUGGAGGGUGACCGAGGCGAUUUGGAGAAGAUGAGCGCCUUUACCAUCGCCAAGGGAGUCGAGUCACUCACAAAUCGUCUCUCUGCUCUUUCGUUGAUCAACGAGGACAAAAUUCGCGGCUUAGCGAGGGAGACUAAGUUGCAGGGUAAAAAGAUCACCUCCUUGGAGGAUGAUUUGAACAAGAGCAAAGCCGAGUGCAAGUGGGUGUCUACUGAACGAGACAGGUUAUUGGAAGGUCGCCGUGCUUUUGAAGAUGAGAAGCAGGCUUGGAUCGCCGAGAAGGUAGCACUGGAGAACGAGUUAUCCGAGAUGCGCCUUGCCCGAGACAAAUCAGUCGAUGCCGCGACUGUCUUUGAGAACGACUUAUCAUUGGCGAAGCUGGAGGUCGAAAGGCUCGAAAAUGACCUUGAAGCCUCUAAGGUGGAUUCUACGAAGAAAUUUGUUCAAGGCUCUCGGUAA
Molecule: messenger RNA, 1874 nt
Organism: Cajanus cajan (pigeon pea)
Lineage: Eukaryota; Viridiplantae; Streptophyta; Magnoliopsida; Fabales; Fabaceae
Source: RefSeq, a predicted model, not a curated record